Trichechus manatus latirostris (Florida manatee) is the source of this 4367-nucleotide messenger RNA. RefSeq names its product zinc finger protein 541 (gene ZNF541). Bases 171 to 4265 code for a protein of 1364 amino acids. The record is from RefSeq and is a predicted model, not a curated record. Gene Ontology annotation, cellular component: transcription regulator complex; histone deacetylase complex. The transcript has 16 exons. Gene Ontology annotation, molecular function: transcription corepressor activity. Gene Ontology annotation, biological process: negative regulation of DNA-templated transcription; regulation of transcription by RNA polymerase II. Lineage: Eukaryota; Metazoa; Chordata; Mammalia; Sirenia; Trichechidae.
UCACCUGAACCCCCUCCCUGUGGGGCCUAAACUGGGCUCUCCCAUUUCCUGGAGAUCCACGUGGCUCCUCUGGCAUUAGGUGCCAGUCAGGGCUCUCUCUGUCUCGCCUCCUCAAGUGACCCUGCCUAUCUGUAGAGCAGCUCUUGGCCAAGACCCAGCAGCAGAGAGCUAUGGAGCAGUACAACCUCGAGGAUGAGGGUGCCCUUCCAUCUGAGAUGCACCUCCCUUCCUUCUCCGAAAGCCAAGGGCUCAACUGCAGCGACACCCUCACCCGAGACCUGGGUCCCAACACACGAGACUUGCUCUAUGCCGGCCUGAGCGGUUUGGGCCUGGACCCCAGUCUGCCGGCAUCUGACAUGCCCAGCGAGGUGCUUGAGGACAAUUUGGAUGCCGUGUCCCUGUACUCGGGGAAGGACAGUGAUUCCGUGAAGUUGCUGGAGGAGUACACGGACCCGGAGUCACAGAAUUCCUUACAAGACCUGGGGCUAGGCGCGCUUAAGGUGCCUAAAGAGGCGGACGAAGGAGGCAGGGCCACCUCUGGGAGUGCCAGGAGAGGAAAGCGGCAGCACAGCUCCCCUCAAAACCCACUCCUGGACUGCAGCCUCUGUGGGAAGGUGUUCAGCAGCGCCAGUUCUCUUAGCAAGCACUACCUGACGCACAGCCAGGAGAGGAAGCACGUUUGCAAAAUCUGCAGCAAGGCCUUUAAGCGUCAGGACCACCUGACGGGGCACAUGCUUACCCACCAGAAGACCAAGCCCUUCGUGUGCAUCGAGCAGGGCUGCAGCAAGAGCUACUGCGACUACCGCUCGCUGCGCCGCCACUAUGAGGUCCAGCACGGCCUGUGCAUCCUGAAGGAGGCCCCUCCAGAAGAGGAGUCCUGCGGGGACUCCCCCCACACCCACGAGAUGACCAGCCAGCCGACGCCCGGUGGCCUGCGGGCCCUGGUGCCCCCGGAAGCCAGGUCCCCAGGCUCCCUGCUGCCCAACCGGGACCUCCUGCGCUGCAUUGUGAGCAGCAUCGUGCACCAGAAGAUGCCGGCUCCCGGUCCAGCCCCAGGGAUGCCCUCAGACCCCGAGGUGAGGGCUGCGACCUGCCUCUGCCCAGCCUCUGCAGGCUCCUCCACCUACACCCCGGCAAACACCCUGGCGAGCACCCCAGCGGCCCUAGGCACUGAGGGUCCUGAGGAGCCUCGUCCCCUGUGCAAGGAGCCAGGCGGUGUCGAUGGGUUUGCAGGCGUCCAGCCACGGGUGGGGGAGAAUGGGGCCCCCGAUGCCCCCGAGGCAGAGCUGCCUGUCCUCCAGCUCCCAGCCACUCUGGAGGGCUGGCCUGACAGCGGGCCCCUGCCUGCCUGCCUGCCUGUGUUCCGAAGCCAGACCAUCCCCUCCAGCUCCCAGCCGUCUGGCCCCAACUUCCAGUGGCUCCGGAACCUGCCAGGCUGCCCCAAGAGCAAAGGCAACAACAUGUUCGUUGUUCACAAGCCCCCCACGGCACCGUCCCGGGAGGGCUCAGAGUCCAGCCCAGGGCCCAGCAGUGCCUCCCCUGGGGUGGAGGCCUCGUCCAACUCGGGUGCCAGCCUGGAGGACAUGCUGCCCUUCCCUGCCGCGCUCCUGAAGGCUCCUGGGGAAGCCUUGAGUGACACCAGAGGUGCCAGUGGGGAAGACGACACCUGGGCCUCCAAGAAGAGCAAGUCUGAGGGUGACUCCUUGUCAUGGCAGAGUUCUGGGGAGCCCGGCCCCCAGGACACCCAGAAAGCAGGUGGGCUCCCGGCAGAGGCCACACCACUCUUCCGGCAGCUCUUCCUGAAGUCGCAGGAGUCAUUGGUGAGCCACGAGCAGAUGCAGGUGUUCCAGAUGAUCACCAAGUCUCAGCGCAUCUUCUCCCACACCCAGAUGGCCACUGCCCAGCUCCCUGGGCCUGAGGCCAAGCCAGCCACCCUGAAGCCGCUGCCCGGGCCAUGGCCGCAGCAGCCCCCACCGCUGGUGCCCACUGUGGACUCGCUCCAUUCAGGUGCGGAAAACCCGGAGCCAGAGGGGUCCCCAGCCCGCAGGAAGAAGUCCAUGCCCACCUGUCCCCGGGAGACCUCCCUGGGCAGCACACGACGGGAGGUGAAGGGAGGACCGAAGGUGGCCACCGCUCAGCCAUCCCUCGAGUCCUCAGCUCUGGACCCUUCUGCUAACCCGGAAAUCUCUUCUCUGGCUAAGCAGCUGCGAUCUGUGAAAGGGUCCUUGGACCUGGGGGACAUCAUCUCCCCCUCAUGCCCGAGGCAGAGCCAGCUAGGGGGCGAUGAGGUGCCUGGUGCCCAGCUGCCCGGGAAGCAGGCCCAGGCUGAGAAUGGUACAGCCUCAGGGGCCAUGAAAGGUGACAAGGGCCUGGCCUGCUCCCGGGGUGCGGGCUACAGGCUCUUCUCGGGCAACCCCAGGAGCCAGCGCUUCUCUGGCUUCCGGAAGGAGAAGGUGAAGAUGGAUAUAUGCUGUGCGGCAUCACCAAGCCAGGUAGCCAUGGCCUCCUUCUCUUCAGCUGGGCCCCUGGCAGACCCCCCGCGGGACACCAAGUCCAAGCUGACCAUAUUCAACAGAAUCCAGGGUGGAAAUAUCUACAGGCUCCCUCAUCCGGUGAAGGAAGAGAGUGCAGCGGGUGGAUGUGACCAGCAAAACGGGAGUCCUGCCGACCGGACAGAGCCAAGGAACACUCACGUCUGCAAGAACUGCAGCCAGAUGUUUUACACCGAGAAGGGCCUGAGCAGCCACUUGUGUUUCCACAGCGACCAGUGGCCGUCACCGCCUGGGAAGCAGGAGCAGCAGGUGUUCGGCUCGGAGUUUUGCAAGCCACCGAGACAGGUGCUGAGGCCAGAUGGGGAUGGGCAGAGUCCCCCAGGGGCCAAGAAGUCCGUGGACAAUGCAGCAGCAGCCCCUCUGGUGAUCCCUGUGUCAGUACCUGUGGCCCCAGGGACCCGGCUCCCAGGGAGCGGAGCCAAGGGACAAGAGAAAGACGGGGAGGAGAGAGACAGCAAGGAGAGCAGCCAACACAGAAAGCGGAAGAAGCGCCCCCAACCCAAGACACUGUUCAUCCCUCCUCCACCCUCCACGUUUGGGGAGCCAGGCCCUGGAGGGUGCCACCAGAGCUGCCUGCGGUCCCCAGUGUUCCUGGUGGACCAGCUCCUGAAGGGCCUAUUCCAGUGCUCCCCCUACACGCCGCCCCCCAUGCUCAGCCCCAUCCGGGAGGGCUCAGGGUUGUACUUCAAUACCCUCUGUUCCACAGCAGCGCAGGCUGGCCCCGACAAGCUCUUCAACACUGUGCUUGAUCCAGUGGAUGGUUCUUUUGGCAUCUGUGUGGUGAAGGACAACACCAAGAUCAGCAUUGAACCACACAUCAACAUAGGAAGCCGGUUUCAGGCUGAGAUCCCGGAGCUCCAGGAGAGGUCUCUGGCUGACACUGAUGAACACGUAGCCGCUCUGGUCUGGAAGCCGUGGGGAGACGUGAUGACCAACCCGGAAACGCAGGAUCGAGUGACGGAGCUCUGCAACGUGGCCUGCUCCAGCGUGAUGCCAGGAGGGGGCACCAACCUGGAACUCGCGCUGCACUGCCUGCACGAAGCCCGGGGCAAUGUCCAGAUUGCCCUGGAAACGCUCCUGCUCAGGGGACCCCAGAAGUUGCGGACUCAUCCACUCGCUGACUAUCGUUACACAGGUUCGGACAUCUGGACCCCCAUGGAGAAGAGACUCUUUAAGAAGGCGUUCUGUGCCCAUAAGAAGGACUUUUACUUGAUACACAAGACGAUCCAGACAAAGACGGUCGCCCAGUGUGUUGAGUACUAUUACAUCUGGAAAAAGAUGAUCAAGUUUGACUGCGGCCGAGCCCCAGGGCUAGAGAAGAGGAUCAGGAGGGAGCCAGAGGAGGUAGAGAGGACAGAAGAGAAGGUCGCUUGCAGCCCUCGGGAAAGAUCCAGCCACCGUCCAACUCCCGAGUUAAAGAUAAAGACCAAGAGUUACAGGAGGGAGUCCAUCCUCAACUCCAGCCCCAACACAGGCCCCAAGAGGACCCCCGAGCCGCCAGGGAGUGUGGAGAGCCAGGGCAUCUUCCCAUGCAGAGAGUGUGAGAGGGUGUUCGACAAGAUCAAGAGUCGGAAUGCCCACAUGAAGCGGCACCGGCUCCAGGACCACGUGGAGCCCAUGGUCAGGGUGAAGUGGCCAGUGAAGCCCUUCCAGCUGAAGGAGGAGGAAGAGGAGGAGGAGAUGGGGGCUGACAUCGGCCCCCUGCAGUGGUGAGGCCGGGCCGGCCCAACGGGCUCUGCAGGCCUUGUCCUGGGGAGGCAUCAGCCCAGUGCUGGGGGCGCCUUCCUGCCCCUCGCUUUCCCCGCCAACAGCCCA